AUGGAUUUCCUAGAGAAAGAUCCGUUCAAUGAAUUUGGCAAUGAUGGUGGAUCRGCAGCAAAAACCCUUGUGCCCAAGUUCAGUGUGUUCUCAAAGCAUGUCACAGCACACACYGGGUUCCAAGUGCCAKAAUUUGAGAUCAAAAUUUUMGUUGCUGGAGCUAUAGCCCUGAAGGGUAUCRGAAGCCUCCUUUUCAUCUUUGGCAGCACAAUUGGUGCUUUUCUUCUGAUUCUGCACCAGCUGAUUGCUACUCCCAUCUUGUAUGAUUUCUACAACUAUGACGUAGAUAAGAAAGAAUUCUCUCAACUUUUUAUCAAAUUUACACAGAAUCUGGCAUUGUUGGGGGGACUCAUGUUUUUCAUUGGCAUGAAGACCUCAAUGCCAAGAAGACCAUUAAACAAGAAGAAGGCAUCCAAAUCAAAAACAGUCUGA
Molecule: messenger RNA, 432 nt
Organism: Cynara cardunculus var. scolymus (artichoke)
Lineage: Eukaryota; Viridiplantae; Streptophyta; Magnoliopsida; Asterales; Asteraceae
Exons: 5
Coding region: 1-432 (143 amino acids)
Source: RefSeq, a predicted model, not a curated record